Molecule: messenger RNA, 2148 nt
Organism: Henningerozyma blattae CBS 6284
Lineage: Eukaryota; Fungi; Ascomycota; Saccharomycetes; Saccharomycetales; Saccharomycetaceae
Gene: ZIP2
Product: Zip2p
Exons: 1
Coding region: 1-2148 (715 amino acids)
Source: RefSeq, a predicted model, not a curated record
AUGACGCCUAUUUUAUUCCGCCAAUGGACAGUAGCUGCACAUGAUUAUUCAGAGGAUUUGCAUUCAGAAUUAAAGAAGAGGGGUUUUGUUCUUAACGAAUCAAUUCCAUUAUCAAAAAAAUCUCAACGGGACCUUAAAUAUAUAUCAACGAGAAAUGCAAAUAUUUGCAUUAAAAAAAACACUGAACGAAAUAUCAGAACAAUUAUUGAACCUUUUAUCUUAAACAUUAUCAAAAGAAGUAAUAUGUUACACUUGAGUGGAGGAAAUGGUUUAAUAUUCAAAGUAGUAAAUUGCCCGGAUGUUGAUUUAAACUUUACACAUACUUGUUUAAAGGAUCGAUUAACGCUGGAUACUCAGGUUGCCGAAAGUUUACGGUCCUGUAGAUCAAAGAUGGAAUCUAACAUUAAAAUAAAUAAAAUCAAUCCCCUUAAAGCCAAUGCUACUGCGAAGAGAUUUCUUAUCGAUACAUGCUCAUUACCUUACCUAAAUAAGCACCAUGGUUACCUUAUUAAAUUUCAACUAAUGCCUAGUGAAAUUGAGAAUAAAUUUGAAACAUUUUUAAAUGAAAGUUUACCAAAAACCUUGAAGUUUAAUUUACAUAUUGAAUCACAAAAUAGGAGCUAUUUUAAAAGUUUUAGAAAUCUUCAAAAUUUUUCCAUUGAUCGUGUAAAUCUGUCUAGCAACUUAUUUAAAACAAAACCCUGUAUUAAGUUUGAGUCUUGGGAUGUUUCUUGCCCUCAAAUUAACCUAGAGAAUUACUUUUGGAAUCAAUAUUCGAAACUAUUUGAUAUAAAAUUCAAUGAACUAGAAUUGUAUAAAAAACCUUACGAACGAAUUCGUUCUUCUCAUAGGUUCAAGAAAUUUGAAAAAAAAACUUUAAAAUUCAAACAAAAAUAUUGGAAACUCCAUAAAUGCACCUUAAAAGAGUUAAAUUGGAAACCAUUUGAGAGAAUCGAAUCUCUCUUUAUCGAUUAUCUUGAAACUAAUGAUACGAUUGAUUUCUCAAUAGCAACUAUUAAUUUCCAUGCACCAACUAUUGUAUUCGCAAAACAACAUUUCUCACAGUUGGAAUUAAUCGACUUGGAUACUAAAACAUUUAAAAAAUUUAAUACAGGUGUAAAUUUUUCAACUAAUAAGGAUCAUACAAAUACUGCCAACGAGAAUAUAGAAACAUGCAAACUAAUGCCAUUACAAGGAACAUUGAAAGCUGAUACCUUUAUUGAUAACAUAAAUAAUACCAAUGAGAUAAAUAUAACACUGAAUGAUUAUUACCAUGAUACGAGUUUACUUGAAUGCACUUCAGAGAGUAAGAAGAGACGCAUGAACGAAUCUUCCUUACUUAUGGAUGAAGAUUUUAAAUCUAUUCUUUCCCUUAAAAAACAAAAGUAUGAUUUAAACAAUAUUUCACAGGAUAUCAAUGACUCGAAACUUAGCGAAUUUAAUAUUUUAGAAAUCUUAGGAAACCCAAUACACGACUCCGCUAGACAGCGUGAAACAGUUACUAAAAAUAUAGUUAAGAAAUUGCAGACCAAUAAAAUUUGCUAUACCAAUUUAAAUCCUUUAUCCCAAUUAUUACCAAUAACCCAUGAUACUAAUAUUAUCUUGACAAAUGCAAAUCGUUUAAAAUUUAACCAUGAAGUAAUAUCUCAAAUUCAAAAUAAAACGAGCAUUAAAGUGAUUGAAGAAUUCUUUAUCGAUUCCAUUACCUGUGACUUUAUCUUGAAUUAUUCAACAUGCAUAUAUAUAAUUGAAAUAGAAAAAUUUUUCCAAAUGUGUGGAGAGGAUGAGUUGUAUUAUGAAUUACAUAUUAAGCGGUUGCUUGGAGAGUUCAAAAAAAUCAUAUUAUUAAUAAAAUACACCCAAGAUACAGAAGAUUUUGAUAACGAUAUAUUUUGGAAAGUGCGCUUAUAUCUAAAUUUUCCCUUAUUAGAUAUUUAUUUUGUUCUACAUGAUGAUAGAUCAUGCGCCAGCCAUUGGAUUAUUCAUCUUUCAAGAGUCUAUUCUGCAAAUGAAAAGUUAACCGAUGCUUCUAGUUUGUUUAUAGCUAUUUUAAAAAAUUUAGGUUUCAACUCUUUGCUUAUUAAAAAACUGUCUAAAGAAUAUCAACUGUAUGAUUUUUUUGGAAAUAUCAAGACUGUCAAUUCUUAA